Molecule: messenger RNA, 246 nt
Organism: Rotaria sordida
Lineage: Eukaryota; Metazoa; Rotifera; Eurotatoria; Philodinida; Philodinidae
Source: the annotation of a GenBank genome assembly
AUGAUUAUUGAGAGUCGUCCCGGUGCUAAAAAAGCCCAAAAAUCGUUUAAUGUAUUGGCACUUGAUAAUGAAAAACAUGUACAAUGUAGUGAAUCACCAACAACAACUAUUAAAGAAAAUAAUACAAGAGACAGUUCAACAGCAAGUCUUACUAGAACAAUGAAUAAUCCAUCAGUUAAUUUACCACAAGAUCAAUUACCUGUUCCUAUUCGGUUAUCGCCAGUUUAUCCGAUAUCUUCAACAUAA